AUGGAGAGAGACAGAGAAAUACAAAGGAUGAAGCUAGAAAAGUUAAAGACUGUGGCUUCUAUGGAGGCAUGUUACCAGGGUUUUGAUCCUGUAGCUUAUCUGCACUAUAACUACACUCCACCUCGAGCAGAUUUUGAGCGAAGAAGUAGCAUUGUGCCAUGGAAACUCAGCUGUCUGCACAAAGCCUUUACUGAAGAUGAUAUAAGAGGGGACAUUUUAGUUGAUGUGGGAUCUGGCCCCACUCUCUACCAGGUCAUGAGUGGUUGUGAGAGAUUUGAUCGUGUCAUCCUGUCCGACUUUUUGGAAGUGAAUCGAAGAGAGCUGCAAAGCUGGCUACAGGAGGGAAAGAGCAGUAUAGACUGGACUGCUUACUUCAAGUAUGUGUGUGAACUGGAGGGUCGCAGUUCAUCGGCUUGGGCAGAAAAAGCAACACGUCUUCGCUCCGUUGUGUCUGAUGUGCUGCCAGUUGACGUACACCAGUCCUUUCCAUUAUCACCAGAGUUCUUGCCCCCUUCUGGAGCAGACUGUCUAGUGUCAUCUUUCUGCCUGGAGAGUGUAAGCCAUGACUUGCUUUCCUUCAACCAUGCCUUAGGCCACAUCUCCAGCCUGCUUAAAAAAGGUGGUUACCUCCUGCUUAUUGGUGCCCUGGGAGAGAGCUUCUACAUGGGGGCACCAGGGCUGUACAUCCCUGUGGUCCCUCUGGAUGAGUCUCAGGUCUGUGCUAGCCUGAAGGCCAGUGGAUAUGAGCUGUUGCAGUUGUGUAUUUACCACCUGCCUCCAGACAUGAAGGUGGGAGUGGAUGAUGUCACUGGUGUGUUCUUUGCAAAAGCUAAGAAAACUUAAACAAUUUUAGUUGAAGGGUAGUACAUGGACUGGAAAGGUAGGAAAUGUAUGUAUGUUAUUAAUUCUUCUUUUUUAACUGUGCAUGAAAAAGGUUUUUGAAAACACUCAUAUUUGUCAGCAUUUGAAAAGAAAGCUUGUAAAAUUACAUAAAACUAUAAAUAAAUAAUGAUUGCUAAUGUUUGAUUUCCCUCAUUAAAAUUAUUAAAAUUCACCCCACAUUCAUUGCAGAUAAUAUUGUCUGUCUCUUGAGCAUCAUA
This is a messenger RNA of Onychostoma macrolepis, 1100 nucleotides long. Its product is annotated as phenylethanolamine N-methyltransferase. Lineage: Eukaryota; Metazoa; Chordata; Actinopteri; Cypriniformes; Cyprinidae. Gene Ontology annotation, molecular function: phenylethanolamine N-methyltransferase activity. The record is from RefSeq and is a predicted model, not a curated record. Gene Ontology annotation, cellular component: cytosol. The transcript has 3 exons. Bases 1 to 843 code for a protein of 280 amino acids.